AUGACGGCAAGCUUGAAGUUUAACCAGCACGUAGAAUGUGAUUUGCUGUUUUACCGCCAGUUCAUAACCUUCCAUUGCAUAUGCCGAGCCACACGUUGGCACGCCGCCACCGUGGUGAGUGCAAAAGAAGGGGAAGUGCUGUUCGAAGCUUUCACAACGUGCUGGGUAGGGCAGUUCGGCCCUCCCGAGAUCCUGUACAUGGAUGGAGAAAGCGGGAUGUGGCGGCCCGACAUUGCUGACAGGGUCAAAAGGCUGGGUUGUGACUUCAAGCUGCGAGCCCCUCAGCAACAUGCCAGGUACAUUGAACGUCGUGGCGCAGUGCUGAGAGCACAGAUGCACACGAUGGAGGAACAGCUGGAAAGAGAAGGGAUUGUUUACACAUUCCCGGCACUGCUGGCAGAAGCAGUGUUUGCCGGCAACUCCCUGACACAUGUUGGCGGUUCUACACCCUACCAGGCUGUGUACGGGCGUCAGCCGUGGAUGCUGCCACCGCUUGAAACUCCAGACCUUGUCGCGCGUGACGAAAUGUCCUCCGAAGGGGACAGACAGCGAGAGCUCCUCCGCCAAACAGCACUAUCGGCUAUGAUAUCGGCUACUGCGGCGGCAAGGCUAAACCGAGCCGCGCACUCUCGAACAGGACAAGAUAGCCGCGACUUCAAGCGUGAUGACUUAUGUGAUGUCUACCGCAAGCCCGCCAGCAAGGAUGCCAGCGGAUGGGUUGGACCGUACCGUGUAGUGCGUUCUGAGCCAGGUCAGGUGGUGGUUAGAAUAAAGGGGUUUGAUCGCACUUACCGGUCCCAAGACGUCAGACAUGCUUUGUUGUGCCUCAUGACAGAACAACAGACUUCGAGUUGGCAUGAAUGCAUGCAGAUCUUGGAAGGAGCCCUGAGUCAAAUGCAUCCUGGCCAGUCUGCGUUGUAUGGAUUUGCAACAAACAAAAAGGGCGGGCACAGCUUGAGUGAACAAGCGCGGCGCCGACCCUACGUGUUGCAAGCAUUGGACCAUCUCGUGCUUAAUUGCUGGAGGCUCGAGGAGGUCAUGUCUGUACGGCUCGCGCGCGGGGCAAAGACGCUAGCAGCGGUGCCAGGUGCCAGCCACAGCACAGUGUUUUGGUGGUUUAACAACGCUGACUCAGAUGUCAUGUUCGGUGUGGUGGAUCAUUCAAGAGUAGACCUAGCAGAGCUUAUAGGCGUAGACUACAAGUUCGCGAAGGUUGUUCAAGCCAUUCACUGCACAGGGCACGACAUCACACUUGCAGACGCGUGCGAAGGCACAGCCGAUCUCACGCAUGAAUCUCUCUGUGGCGACUAUUUGCCCGAGAGCGAUGCUGAGGCUGAGCCCGAGAUCAACACCCCUGCUGGGACACUCUCAACCAUAGCUGAGGAAGACGAAGAAUGGCGGGGCUAUGUAGCUGGUCUGAACUUGCCGGCUGAAGAGUGUGCAGCAGUACGGGAGGUGUUCUUUAACCAUGAGUCGUUAGAAGCCACCGAAGACAUUUUCGACUGUGAUCUGUUUCAUGUCCACCCGGCCGAGGUCCAAGCUGCCAUUUUAGAAGAGCUGAAGAUAUGGCACCGUUACGGCUGUUUUAAGCGUGUACCAAGAGCUGGAGCAAGCAACAUCAUGGACUCUCGCUUUGUCGCAAAGUGGAAGAAGACUGAAGAUGAAAACAACCAACCUAAGAGGAUCGUUCGAAUGCGACUGGCGCUGCGUGGCUUUAAGGAUAUCCAAGCCGAUGAAUUGGAAGCUUUCGCUGCCACAGCAUCGCGACAGUCGCAGCGGAUCUUAUGUUCAGAACUUGCGUGCAGGCCUCACUGGAAGUUCGUGUCUCUCGACGUAAAUAAAGCAUUUCUACAGGGAAUGACGUACAAAGAGAUACACGACCUCACCGGGGAGGCAGAGCGCGAAGUCCAUUUCACGCUUCCUCCAGAAGCAGCAGUCCACUUGAGAAAGCUUGAGGGGUAUCAUGACUUUGACGAACGCCGAGAGGUGUUGAAAUGUGUCAAGCCAGGAACGGGUUGUAAAGAUGCCCCGCGAGCUUUCAGCCUCAAGCUGGCCAAAUGCACCAGAUCCCCCAAAGUACAGCUCAAACCGUCCAUGUUUGAUUCUGAGCUUGAGCUCAAACAUAUUGAUGGGGAGCUGGUGCUUCUGGUAGCAAAACAUGUGGAUGACCUCAAGGUAGCCGGUGAGCCCCACGAAGUAGACAAUUUAAUCCAGCAAUUGCAGGUUGAGUUCGGCAAGCUGCUGUUGGACGGUUCUGUGCAGCUAGAUCAGAACGAAUACAUUGAUGCUAUGAAGCCCAUCCGUCACCCUGAGCUAACAGGCGCGGUUGCGUAUGCGUUGCUUUCUCAGUCCUGGGCCUCCGUUUUCGUGAUUGCCCUCCAAAGGAGGUUGGGUCUGAAAGAUGGUCGCGAUGUCUGCCAUUUGAUAGACGCCCAGUCCCAGUCUUUAAAGCUUGUCACUCGUUCCACAUUUUCGUCUGAAACGUUGGCAGCAGUAGGGACCACGGACGGACUCACCCCUCUGAUGUACACAUUUGAAGAGAUGAUUCGAGGAGUUGUUGACGCUCCCCGCGCAAGGCAGUUGCGCGAACAGGGCGGCUUUGUUUUUGACAGUGAGCUUUGUGUUGACGCUCUCAACUUGUACUAUGCAUUGAGUGCUCAGUAUCCUAAGAUGCCAGCAGAGAAGACGCUCUACACACACAUCGCUUGGAUAAGAGAUUUGCUGAAGGCAGGUCUUGUCCGAGCUGUGAGCUGGGUUGAUACUAGAGACAUGCUUGCAGAUGCUCUCACCAAGGGCAAGAUUGAUCGUCAAGCAAUUCUCAGUGCUAUGUCCGGAUCGUGGAAGCUUGAAUUCGACAGAAAGACGUAUCGUCCCAGCAAGACGUAA
Messenger RNA from Symbiodinium sp. CCMP2456, 2886 nucleotides. The record is from the annotation of a GenBank genome assembly. NCBI's taxonomy places the organism in Eukaryota, Dinophyceae, Suessiales, Symbiodiniaceae.